ACUACUUUGCCUGUUGGGCGAAUUCAACAUGGCGGGCAUGUGGAGGAGGUCAGUUGACUGGUUCAGAUAUGCUUGGGGAAGGGAGCCUGUGGUAUUCAUGUCAUGUGUGUUUGGAUUCUCAGGUCCUUUGAUAGCUUUGCUCAGUCCCUGGACAAAGGAUACCAUUGAAACAAUGAGGUCAAUACCCCGUGUCUACCCAUAUCCACAACUGGAGGGGAAAAAUAUGACUUUUUAUGAUACUCAUGGAGAGUUGAAGGAUGUAAAAUUUAUUUUCUGAGGAACAAGACAUUCCAAGUGAAAAACCCUUUGUAUGGAUUACUUGAAGAUUGAUUAGUUCGUUUUAUGUGUGAGACUUCUCUCAUUACUGAGAUAGAAGGAAACUUACUUUGUUUCUUGUUAAUUUGAAUGUAGUUUUCAAGGUGAACAUACAGUAUGUAUUGUGCAUCAUCAUCACUUCAAAUAAAGUUUGUCUUCUUGUACAA
Molecule: messenger RNA, 482 nt
Organism: Orbicella faveolata
Lineage: Eukaryota; Metazoa; Cnidaria; Anthozoa; Scleractinia; Merulinidae
Cellular component (GO): respiratory chain complex I; mitochondrial inner membrane
Source: RefSeq, a predicted model, not a curated record